GUUCACCCCUCCAUAACCCCAGGAUUUUUUUUUUUUCUUUUAUAUAUCCUUCUUUCCUAAUAAAGAGAUCAUUAACGACCACUUCUCAGAAAAUCUAAAUCCCCCACUACAGAACUUCAAGAUGGCUUCUAACCCCCCCGGGCCUUGCUGCGCCACUGGCUUCAAGCAUGAAGGCAACCCAGUUGGCGAAAUCAAGAACGUUAAUGGCAUCGACACCUAUGUCGUCUACCCCAAGGACAAGAACACCGAGAAGGCUGUCAUCAUCCUGAGCGACAUCUUCGGUAUCUACGUCAAUGCCCAGCUCAUCGCUGACGAAUUCGCCGCAAAUGGGUACCUCUGUGUCCUCCCAGAUCUCUUCCAAGGAGACGCCAUUAGUCUCAGUGAUAAGGAAUCUGGAAAGGCCGAUCUCCAAGCAUGGUUCCCCAGCCACCAGCCUACCCACGUCGAUCCCGUCGUUGAGGCUACCAUCAAAUACGUCCGCGAGGAAUUAGGCGCUAAGCGUGUCGCUGGUGCCGGAUACUGCUUCGGUGCCAAGUAUGUCUGCCGCCACAUGAAGGAUGGAAAGCUCGACGUUGGUUACAACGCCCACCCCUCCUUCGUCACUCACGAGGAGCUCGGUGCCAUUACCGGACCUCUGUCCAUUGCUGCUUCUGAAAUCGACUCCAUCUUCACUACCCAGCUCCGCCACGAGUCCGAGGAGACUUUGAAGAAGACCGGCCAACCCUGGCAGAUCAACCUGUUCAGCGGUGUUUCCCAUGGUUUCGCUGUCCGUGCAGAUCUCAGCAACAAGCAUUUCAAGUUCGCCAAGGAACAGGCCUUCUGCCAGGCUGUCAACUGGUUCAGACAGUACCUAUGAGAAAAAGAUUAGCACGUAUUAUUAGUUAUUAGCUUUCUAAUGGAUAUGAAGAAUGUCAUGA
Molecule: messenger RNA, 917 nt
Organism: Aspergillus alliaceus
Lineage: Eukaryota; Fungi; Ascomycota; Eurotiomycetes; Eurotiales; Aspergillaceae
Product: dienelactone hydrolase family protein
Exons: 3
Coding region: 122-856 (244 amino acids)
Molecular function (GO): hydrolase activity
Source: RefSeq, a predicted model, not a curated record